CUGUCUCUCUGCGUCUCUGCCAGUAUGAGAGGGGAGCAAGCGUGCAGGGCUGGCUGCACAGAGAGUGUCCAGCAAUGACACAGUGACCCGUGGUGUGGGAUUGCUGAUGGGCCUCAGGUGCUGUGUGUGUACAGGAGCAGUGAUUUAAGAAGUAGGGUGCUGAGCUCGUUGGAGAGCUGUGGAAAUGGGUCUGAACUCACGUCCUACCUAUCUCGUUGCCCUAUGGACCAGCCACCUGUUUCUCCUGACAGCUGGGCACUCAAGGGUGAAUCCUAGAAUUAUUACAGCUCCAAAAGGGGAGAGACGCUUUCUGCUGGACAAGCAUGAGACUCUCACAACUCUCUACCAUGAGGAGGGGAAUUCCUCUCUCUUGGUGGGAGCAGAGGGAAAGCUCUACUACUUCGACUUUGAGAGCUCCAGUAACCACGCGGAGGAUUUCCCUGCACAUGAUACAGAAGCCUGCCAAAAACCAGAGGAGAAGAAGAACUACCUGACUUUCAUUGGCAAGUACAACGACAUGCUGUUGUUAUGUGGGACAAAUGCCUGCAAGCCCACCUGCUGGAACUUGGCCGAUCGGAAUAAAGUUGGAGAGGCCGCCCAGGGCUUGGCCCCUUUUGUGCCUAACCAGAACUCCCUGGUCCUUGUUGAUGGCAAAGACAUCUAUUCCACCAUCGGCUUGCACCAGCACAAUGGGAAAAUACCCCGCUUCCGCCAGGUCCGAGGGACUGGGGAGCUCUACACCAGCGACACAGUGAUGCAGAACCCGAAGUUUGUGAAAGCCACUGUCAUCAAGCAAGAUGAGCGCCAUGAUGACAAGAUCUACUAUUUCUUUCAAGAAGACAAUCUGGACAAGAGUCCCGAGGCCCCGUUAAAUGUCUCCAGAGUGGCCCAGCUGUGCAAGGGUGACAAAGGGGGCACCAGCUCCCUCUCUGCUUCCAAGUGGACAACUUUCCUGAAGGCCACACUGGUCUGUGUCAACCCGGCCACCAAGGGCAACUUCGACUUGCUGCAAGAUGUCUUCAUUGUCCCGUCAGACAAGAACUGGAGGGAAACCAGAGUGUAUGGACUCUUCUCCAACUCCUGGGGGUACUCUGCCGUUUGUGUCUACACCAUCGGUGACAUUGACACUGUGUUCCGGACAUCGAAACUCAAAGGCUACACUAAGGACAUGCCCCACAUCCGUCCUGGACAGUGCCCUUGGGGCAGAAAUCAUACCCCUCCCGAGACUUUCAAAAUAGCUGACCUCCACCCGGCAGUGGAGGAAAAGGUGCAGCCUGUUGCCCCAAGGAAUAGUCCCCUAUUCCACAACAAGAAUCGCUACCAGAAAAUCGGGGUGCAUCGCAUCCAGGCAAGGGACGGACACACCUACAACGUCCUCUAUUUGGUGACAGACAAAGGGUAUAUCCACAAAAUAGUGGAGAUGCCGCACGGCGUCCUGAACAUCCUGGAGAUCCAGCCCUUUCAACAGCCAGCUCCCAUCCUGGCCAUGACCCUGGAUCAUAGAAGGGCAAAGCUCUAUGUGAGCUCGCCGAGCGAGGUGGUCCAGUUGCCCAUGGACAUGUGCGAGGUAUAUCACAGGAGCUGCGAGAGCUGCGUCAUGGCAAAGGAUCCCUACUGCGGCUGGGCAGAUGGGAAAUGCGUCUCCGUUAAAGCUAACCUGACAAUGCUACAGAACUUGACCUUGGAGUCCUCACCGGAAAUAUGUCCCCAUUCCAGCUUCAAACAGCAGGAAGAUAGCCUGGAGAGCUACCGGAAUGUCACUGUGGCGCUCUUCUCCCGCUAUUUCCUGUACUGCCCCACCGAAUCCCAUGCCGCCACCUACAAGUGGCAUCACAAUGGCAGCUGCAUCCAGAACUGCUCCACCCACUGGCCCUGCUUCCACUUCAUCGAGAACGUGACCCACGACCGCUACGGGCGCUACACCUGCAUCUCAGAGGAGAACGGUUUCUCCCAAACCCUCGUGAGGGAAUGGCUGCUGAAGCAACCUAAGCCCUCCCAGACUUUGAGGUGGAAGAGCCAGGCUGCGGCCACCUCCCCUUCCUUCUGGCUGGGCUUCCUGCAGAUGAUGGCUCUUGCCCUGCUGUUCCAGUGAAGGGGUGGGGUGGUGUCCAUGCCCAUGGGCCAGGACUCACCAUCUGAGCUACUGUUGAUACUCUUCACCUUCUUACCAGCACCUCCGAAAGGAAGGGAUAGCCCCAUCCCAAUGGCUGCUCUCUGGACAUUCAUCUUUGUGCAUCUCGGCCCCCUCUUAGCUUCGUAAGUGGCAUCCCUUCCACUCCAAGCAGAUGGAUUCCAUCCCCCACAUGUCCAUACCCAUCGAUUCCAUCAUGGCAGCUUCAUGCCGGAAGGUGUUUUAGGGACACUGAAUGGAGGGGAUGAAACCAGCCCAGAUCCCUCUCCUGAUUCCAUGCAGCACAGGAGCUGAGGCUACCAAAGAGAGGGGGCAGGACUGGACUGAAGCUAAUGCCACCAAAGAGAGUAACGCAGGGGGCUGAUCUGACUGUGUCUAGCGCAUAGGCGUCGACUCUGUGGGUGCUCCAGUGCUCCGGGGAAGGA
Messenger RNA from Caretta caretta (loggerhead turtle), 2556 nucleotides. It is a transcript of the gene SEMA7A, whose product is annotated as semaphorin 7A (JohnMiltonHagen blood group). Gene Ontology annotation, molecular function: chemorepellent activity; integrin binding; semaphorin receptor binding. The record is from RefSeq and is a predicted model, not a curated record. Gene Ontology annotation, cellular component: external side of plasma membrane; plasma membrane. Gene Ontology annotation, biological process: neural crest cell migration; regulation of inflammatory response; positive regulation of cell migration. Lineage: Eukaryota; Metazoa; Chordata; Testudines; Cheloniidae.